GCUCAGCUUCUUUCCCUUGUCAUAUCGUGGAAAGAUGGCUCGUAAGAUAAAAACUAUUAUAUUAUCUUUAGAGGUUGCAUAUGAAGAAUUCUCAGGUAUCCGGGCUACUAGAGUGGAUUUGAUGAGCAGGCCUACUCAGCUGGAAGAAACACGCUCCAUGGCUUCCUUUCUGGGUGACCAAGCAAUUGUACGAAGGGAGAAUGAUAUAUCUGUGUUGACCAGCAUGUUGAAGUUGACGGACAAGCCUACGUCGACGGACAAGCCUGUAGACGACUCAGAGGUCAUUAGCAUAGUGGGAAUGGGUGGUGUUGGUAAGACGACCCUUGCUAGGCUACUGUACAAUAGUCAAGCGGUAGCUUCUUACUUUGACAACAGAAUAUGGGUACACGUAUCUGAGAAAUUUGAAGUGAACAGAAUCUUGAAUGACAUACUGCAAUCUCUAGGGAAAACCCACGUUGAGACAACUAGUAAAGAAUCAUCGGUGUCGAGGCUUCGAGAAAUCAUUCACUGGAGAAGAUGUUUCCUUGUGCUCGAUGAUGUCUGGACCGAUAGUGAAGAAAAAUUGUAUGAAUUGAAGAGUUGUUUGCUAUAUGCAAUGUCUGGUGGAGGGAGCAAGAUACUGAUAACUACACGCAGUCAUAGAGUUGCUGCAAUGAUGCGAACAUCUCAUGUUUGUCCCUACGUGCUACAGCCUCUCCCAGAGGACCUCAGCUGGGAGUUGUUUGAGAAAAUAGCAUUUAGACAUGGGAGUGCAGGAAAGUAUCCGGAAUUGGUAGACAGUGGUCGAAGGAUAGUUAAAAAGUGUGGGGGUCUUCCAUUAGCUAUAACAAAAAUAGCCAUAGCGAUGUAUUUCCAGAAAGAUCAAUCUGAGUGGUCCAGGAUUGAAGAAAGUGAAAUUUGGAAUUUUCGAUCUGCAGGUCACCCUAAUGGGAACGGUAGUUGGUAUAAAAAUGGAGUCCUUUCUGUAUUGCUGCUCAGUUAUUAUAAUUUACCAUCACCGUGGUUGAAAAAAUGUUUUGCAUGCUGUUCCAUUUUUCCUAAGGACACCCUCAUAGAAAAGGAGAAGCUGAAACAAAUUUGGAUGGCACUAGGACUCAUUAGUUCUCCUAACGAAAAAAAUUUGACAUUGGAGGACAUUGGAAGCAGCUAUAUCAAUAUAUUGCUACAGAGUUCUCUGUUGCAAGAUACUCGAGAGGAUGACAAUUAUAAUAUCACACAUUGUGGGAUGCAUAAUAUUGUGCAUGACCUUUCGUUAAAUGUGUCACAUAAUUUUUCCUCUGUUUUCGAUGGGCUCGAAAGUAAUUCUACAGCGGACAUGAGUAUAAAUGAUGAUGCUGAGGCUGUACAUUUGUCGUUUAAUAAUUCAGCUACAUGGACGAUAUGCAAGAUUCCUGAUCGACGUCUCAACAAUUUGCGAACAUUUUGUGUUGUAGGGGGCUGUGUAGACCUUGAAGAUGUCUUCACAAACUUCACAGGUCUUCGUGUCUUGAUAGUUGAAGACCAGGCUGUCAAGAACUUACCGAAGACUGUUGAUAGAUUGAAACAUCUAAGGUAUCUUGACAUCUCAAGAACCAGAAUCAGAUUUCUGCCGCGGUCCUUUACAAAGCUCUACAAUUUGCAGACAUUAAGGGUCUUUGAUCUGGUAAUGCUUCCAGAGGGGUUCGGCAAACUCAUUAACUUGAGGCACUUUUACAUUCAGCAAUAUCGUCGUAGUCCUCCACAGAAUCUUUUGCUUCCAAGGAUAGGGCAUUUGCCUAAUCUUCAAACAUUGCCUUUCUUUUCUGUGAGCCAAGAAAAGGGAUGUCAAAUUGAAGAGUUGGAAUACUUGGACAAUCUUGGAGGUAAAUUAACAAUCUAUGGCCUUGAAAACGUGAACAGCUAUGAAUCUGCUUUGAAGGCAAAUUUGUCAAGGAAGUUUCGAGUUCAAAGUUUGGAACUCUACUGGGAAGGUCCAAACGAGAAUAGCAAUGAUAAAGAUGUGCUCGAGGGUCUCAAACCUCAUAGCAAUUUGAGAAGUCUAAAGUUUGUUGGUUUCCAAGGGUCAAGAUUCCCUCAGUGGAUGGUUGGACAAAAUCUACUUUCAUUGCAUAAUCUAGUGCAGCUUCAAUUGGAGCAUUUGGAUGAGCUUGAAGAACUCCCUCCAACCAAGAGGUUCCCUAAUCUAGAGAAACUGCGUCUGCAUUGGCUUCCAAAGUUGGAAAGUGUACCAGAGGAUACGAGCAAUCUUACCUGUCUUCGGAGAUUGGAAAUUUCUUGUUGCCAUAGUUUGACAUGUUUACCAAAUCUGAAUAGCCUUACAACUCUUCAGGCACUGGAGAUGAUCGGAUGCCCUAAUUUGACCCAUCUAUGGGAGGAUUCCACAUGGCAAGAUGGCAUUCUAUCUCUUGAGAAUCUAUGCAUAAGCAAUUGCCCCAAUCUUGAAGCUAUUCCAGCCAUUCAGAAACUCCAAUCCCUGCGUAAACUGCAAAUUGAAAGUUGCGAGUCGUUGAAUUUAUCGUUAAAAAAUGUUGGGAAAUUUCUACCCCUCGAGUUCCUAGACAUUUAUUCCGACCCUGCCACAUGGCCACAGGACAUCUAUGAAUUGACAAGCCUCACGACCUUGCAUCUUGGUGGCUUCUCCGAGAACAUUGAUUAUUUUCCUUGGCCCGACACCUUCUCGGGGUCUGUUGAUGGAAUAAAAAAACAUUAUUGUGCCUCUUUAAGGUCCCUUCAGUUGUACGGGUGGCCAAUGAUCAAAUCUCUGCCAGAGCAAAUGCAGUACCUCUCCAAGUUGACUAAUUUAACAAUAAUCAGGUUUGAUGGGUUGGAGGCUCUUCCAGAGUGGCUGGGGAAAUUACAAUCUCUCCAAACGUUGGAGCUUUUUGCAUGCAAGAACCUGAAGUACUUACCUUCAACAGCGAUGGAAUGUCUUGCAGAUUUACACACUUUGAGAAUCAAUAGAUGUCCCCUUUUGAAGGAGAGAUGCACCAGAGGAACUGGCGAAGAGUGGCCCAAGAUAGCCCAUAUUCCUAAUAUUUAUCUCUAGACUUCUUCAUAUCCAACCAUGAUAUACAGAGGAGUAGAUUAUUUGAAACGGAUAGCCUUGCUGAUGAUACCAAGGGAAGAGCGGUUGUUCAGUCCAAGAGUUUUUUUUGGAGGGGAUAUUUUCCUGUUUCUGAUUGGGGUCAAAGAUCUACAAUUAGAAUUAUGGAAAUCUGAUUUUGUUCCAGUUAAUUCUGCUUUUCCUAGGUCCAGGACUUACCAGGCUGAACCCUCAUCAUUCAGAGGUUACCACACCAGGAUUAGUGCUCCUUUGAAUAUGAUAAAAUUUUUGUCUUCCAAAAAAUGAAUGCAACAAUUUGUUGUUUUGACUACACUGUUUGUCAAACUGUUACUGUUCCUUCUACUGCCAUCUCAUUAUUGAACCUGGGAAUCUUUUGCUGGUCCUUUGAGCUUGAUUUUGUUUGUUUUAAGCAUUUAUAUAUUCUCAUGAAUGCCUUGGGAUGAAUCUCA
Coffea eugenioides is the source of this 3492-nucleotide messenger RNA. RefSeq names its product putative disease resistance protein RGA3. The record is from RefSeq and is a predicted model, not a curated record. Lineage: Eukaryota; Viridiplantae; Streptophyta; Magnoliopsida; Gentianales; Rubiaceae. Gene Ontology annotation, biological process: defense response to other organism. Gene Ontology annotation, molecular function: ADP binding. The coding region runs from base 35 to 3025 and encodes 996 amino acids. The transcript is spliced from 2 exons.